AUGCAAUUACCGAAAGAAAGGAAAAAUUGUGCAUGUAAUCCGCGGUUCAACUUGAAAGUAAAAACCGGGACAGAAGUGAAUAUCAAACAGAAGUACAGAACAGAACCCUGUUUGGAACUCAGAACUCAGAACUCAGAACUCGGAGAUAGAUCCCAACACGCAAAGGAGAGAGAGAUGACGACGAUACGGCGGUUCUGUUGCAACGACCUUCUCCGCUUCGCUUCCGUCAACCUCGACCAUCUCACUGAAACUUUUAACAUGUCAUUUUACAUGACCUACUUGGCGAGAUGGCCCGAUUAUUUUCACGUCGCCGAAGCCCCCGGCAACAAAGUCAUGGGAUACAUUAUGGGGAAAGUGGAAGGACAAGGCGAGUCCUGGCACGGCCAUGUGACUGCGGUUACGGUGGCCACGGAAUUCCGCCGGCAGCAAUUGGCCAAGAAGCUUAUGAACCUGCUGGAAGAUAUCAGCGACAAGAUGUAAGGAUUUCCUUUUCCCCCAACCCUUGUUUUCUUCCCAAUUUUUAUUUUGGCAGCCCAAUUGAUAGAUUACUCAUUCUGAUGCAAGAUUCUGUUACCAAGGAGCUGCUAUCAAGUAGUGUCAAGUGUUAGUUAAGAAGAAUUUGCCUUGUGGAUGAAUUCGUUUUGCAGUUUGCACGAUAUGGACUGGUGACAUCGAUCGUGCCUGGGAUUGUUGUCUACAACUUCUGUUUGAAUUGUUGUUCUUUAUGUGGUGGCAUUGAAUGAUGUGAUAUAUGAUGAUUGUGUGCAAUUUCAACCUCGAUGUCAAUAACGUGAUAUGAAGUUUGUUCAAUGACUAAUUGAUUGUUCCAGAACUCAUGUUGUCUCGAGAUGUUUCCUCAAUCCUUGCUGUUUUCCCCCCAAUUAGUAGUGCAGCUCUGCCUAUUGAUGAAAAGGCUCAUUGAAAGUUUUUUUGUUCUAUACCUUUGCUUCUUUUUGGAGUAUUUGUGUUAUUCGUGAUUUUAACAAGAGGUUUGCUUCAGUGAUAAGGGGUACUUCGUGGAUCUUUUUGUGAGAGCUUCAAAUACGCCUGCGAUAAAGAUGUACGAGAAGCUUGGAUAUAUAAUCUACAGACGGGUGCUUCGCUACUACUCUGGGGAGGAAGAUGGCUUAGAUAUGAGGAAAGCGUUAUCUCGUGAUGUGGACAGGAAAUCAGUCAUCCCUCUCAAACGACCUAUUACUCCCGACGAACUGGAGUACGAUUAAGUAUCAAAGUGCUGAUGCAGUAGCUUAAUCUGUUGAGCUUGACAGCAGUGGAAGAAGCUACUCUGUGAUAUAUAGAUUGAUUCUGGUAACUUAUUUGGUUUGAUGCUUGGUGAAAUCCUAUUUCAGAUAUUCCUGAGGCCGUCGUCUGGCUAGAAAGUGGUGGGACUUGAGACAGUUGUUGUGUAGAAGUGUUAGAAACCGGCGGGUUGGGCCGGUCGGGUGAGGGGAGUGGCAGUUUCGUUAUUUUCAUUAUUUCUGUUUUGUAUUUAAGAGGAGAGAACACUAUUCUGCAGAUUAGUGAAUAAUCAAUAUUACAAUCAAAAUCCCUAAAUUCCCAAUUCUCUCUA
Linum tenue is the source of this 1570-nucleotide messenger RNA. NCBI's taxonomy places the organism in Eukaryota, Viridiplantae, Streptophyta, Magnoliopsida, Malpighiales, Linaceae. The record is from the annotation of a GenBank genome assembly.